AUGUCCACCACGCGUGCCCCCUAUGCUGGAACUCGUCGUAAGCUUGCUAUAGCGUUUGACGUUGGUACAACGUACAGCGGCAUAUCUUACAGUAUUCUGGAUCCCGGACAAGUACCAGAGAUCAAAGGUGUAACAAAAUUCCCGGCGCAGGAUCAAGUCAAUGGAUCAUCGAAGAUACCGACCAUCAUUUACUAUGACACGAAUGGGAGGGCUAGAGCUAUGGGCGCUGAGGCCAUGCAGGAAGGGAUUUACGAGACUGCAGAGGAUGAAGAUUGGAUAAAAGCCGAAUGGUUUGGGUCAAGUUCUCGAGUCUGCUCCUUUACUAAACCACCCACAGGUUCAAGCUCCAUCUCCGUCCCAGAAGCAACGCAACCCAAGAGAUCACUGGCCAGCUUCCUCCUCUACCCCCUGUGCGCCCGGACGUACAUCGAAGAGACACAUGCUAAUGGUGUUGAUUUGUGGCAAUCGGUCGAGAAGGAUAUUGAAUUUGUGUUAUCUCAUCCGAAUGGAUGGGAAGGUGCGCAGCAAACGCAGAUGCGCAAGGCGGCGGCGUUAGCAGGCCUUAUCCCUGACAACCAGGGAGGCUAUGAUCGAAUUGCUUUUGUGACAGAGGGAGAAGCCAGUCUUCAUUUUUCGAUACGCAAUGGCCUUCCUUCGAGCGCUCUCAAGGAAGGUGAUGGAGUUGUGAUCGUGGAUGCCGGAGGGGGAACCAUCGACAUCAGCGCGUAUGCUCGUAACCCGAACGUAUCAACCUCCUUUGAUGAGAUUGCAGCGCCCCAAUGUCAUUUCCACGGCUCUAUUUUCGUCAGUAUCCAUGCCCGCCUCUCUUUGGAAAAGCUCCUUGCCGAAUCGACCUUUUUGGACGAUCUCGACCACAUUGUUCGCUGUUUCGACAAGACGACCAAGUUGCGCUUCCGAAAUGCAGAGGAGCCCCAGUUCAUCAGAUUCGGUGGCACCCGCGACAAUGAACCUGACUGCAACAUUCGCUACGGCCAGCUGAAGUUGACAGGGGCUGAGGUGGCGGAAUUCUUUGAACCUUCUAUCAAAUGUAUCGUCGACUCUGUGCGUGAGCAGCGCAGGACAGGUCACAAGAAGUUUUCAAACGUGAUUUUGGUCGGAGGCUUUGCCGCAAGCGACUGGCUGUACACCAAAGUUUCGGAACGGUUGAAGCCUGACGGCUUCACCGUCAUUCGGCCCGAUAACCACGUUAACAAAGCCGUAGCUGACGGUGCGCUCUCUUACUACAUCGACCACCACGUCAAGACUCGAGUAUCAAAGAUCACAUAUGGUAGCCGUGGUGGAAUUAACUAUGAUCCUUCGAAUUCCGAGCAUGCGAAACGCUCCCACUUGGUUUUGACUUCUAUUUCCGGUAUCAAGCGUUUGGGCGGUAUUUUUUGGGUUUUAUUGCCAACCAACACUCAAGUAUCCGAAACGAAAGAGUUUAGACGAGCCCAUUAUUGGGAGUUUGACAACUUGAGUGGGUUGUCAACUGCUUCGACAGCAGUUUGGGGAUACAAGGGAACCGUGUCGGAUGCGGCUUUUAUGGAUGUAAAUACAUCCCUCUAUUCCCAAUUGUGUACAAUCGAAGUGGACCUCUCACAUCUGAAGCCUUCUCCCAAGAAUGUGAACGCCAGCAAUUCGACCUAUUACAAGGUAGACUAUGAGUUGAUCAUGUUGUUCGGUGGUACGGAGUUGAAGGCGCAGCUCGCGUGGAAGGAGCAUGGUGUGGAGAAACGAAGCGCUGCGAAGAUUGUGUAUUCCGAUUGA
Laccaria bicolor S238N-H82 is the source of this 1767-nucleotide messenger RNA. RefSeq lists its product as uncharacterized. The transcript has 13 exons. Lineage: Eukaryota; Fungi; Basidiomycota; Agaricomycetes; Agaricales; Hydnangiaceae. Bases 1 to 1767 code for a protein of 588 amino acids. The record is from RefSeq and is a predicted model, not a curated record.